Topomyia yanbarensis is the source of this 1793-nucleotide messenger RNA. RefSeq lists its product as uncharacterized. The record is from RefSeq and is a predicted model, not a curated record. NCBI's taxonomy places the organism in Eukaryota, Metazoa, Arthropoda, Insecta, Diptera, Culicidae. The transcript has 5 exons. The coding region runs from base 198 to 1439 and encodes 413 amino acids.
GUCAUAUCUUCGGUGUCAGUCGCUGUUUUCCUCUCUAUCGGUUCGGAUGCGUUUGGCAAGGGAAAGUCCUGCAAACUGAAGAGGAAAAACAAACGUGCGCGCGAAAUAUUUACGAUACAUAUUCCUGGCGAGCUUAUUAGCGUCGUAGUUUGGCGUCGAAAUCGUAUUCAACAAGUGGAUUAGGUUUUUUUGAGAGAAUGGCUCAACCGCCCGUAAUUAGAAACUUGAAAGAAUUGUUGGAGCCAGUACUGGAACCGGGGAUUACAGUGCUGGGUUAUCAGGCAUCCUUUCUGACAGCUCCAGGAGAUAAUUACGGAAGCACAAUGUUGGCUUUGACGGUGGAUACAAUCAAUGCUGCCAAUGAGACGAAACAGCUACCGCUGGUGGCCAAGAUGAGACCUGCGAGUGAGGAAUUUUUGGAGAUAUUCCAGAUUGAUGUAACGUUCGUGAAGGAGGCAGCAGUUUAUUCGCAGAUUGUCCCCACAAUGGUGGAGCUACAACGGGAAGUCGGCUUUCCGGAAGCGGAAAUAAUUGACGUUUUCUGUCGUUGUUACAACACAAGAGCAUCGCUGGAUCCCAGCUGCAGGAAGGUGGAUGCGGACGGGGUGAUGCUAUUAGAGAAUUUGAAGCUUGCUGGCUACAUUACCGAAGAUCGGCGGAGAGGCUUCAGCCGAGAGCAGGCUGAAUUUGUCCUAAUGAAACUUUCUCUGUUCCAUGCCAUUCCCAUAGCAUUGCGUUACCUGAAACCGGAUGUUUUCAAGACGAACCUGCAAAAGUUUCUGAUCAAAUUCGAUAUUGAUGCUGGCCUUAGUGCUCAGACCGUCGAAAGGAUGAUAAACGUAAUGCGUACUGAUUUAAUCAAAGCCGGCGUGGAGGAGCAACUGGCGGUGCGAGUAAUGGCGUUGGUGGACGAUUGUCGGCAUCGUCAAGCGAAGUUAAUAUCGGAUGAAAUGACAGAAUAUUGUUCGAUGUUGCAUAAUGAUUUGUGGGUCAACAAUAUGAUGAUAAAGUAUGACGAUAGCAAAAAACCAAUUGGUUUGAAGUUUGUUGAUUUCCAGCUUAUCCAGAGCGAUUCCUUGGUACGGGAUGUUUUGUUUUUCCUGCUCACAAGUGUCAGCGAUCCUGAACUGGAAACUACAAUAGACGAAUAUUUUGAAAUUUAUUUCAAAUAUUUGCUGUCGAAUUUGACCAAACUAAACAUUCCUAAUUUGACUCGAUACACUUACGAAAGUUUUAAGGCUGAAAUUGAUCGUAUUGCACCGCGGGAAAUUUACCACAUACUGGUGAUGCUAAGAGUGGUGCUGGCUAAGAAGGAAUCGAUCCCUGAGCACAGUGAACUUGAUGCGGAGUUGUUUUGUAGGGAGAACCUCGUCGAGAAAGAUUUCUACGAUAAACUAUUGCUGGUGGUCAAAAUAUUCAACCAAAAAAAGUGGGUCUAGUGAUACUGACGCGUCGUGAAUUUAACGAAACAAAUUGUGAACGUACAAAUAGUGAUAUGUGUUACAUACUGUAGUAAGAUAGGAAAUGAUUGGCAAACAAAAAGAUUGAUAGUUUCUUCGAUAAGAAAACCAAAACAAUGAAAUUACUCUGGUCAAUAUUAUUUUAAUAGGUUGUUUACACAAAGCUUAGAACCAUUCCAAUGUACAAUUGACGAUGGCGCGCAGAUAGGUGAUUAGUUGACUAAACUAGUUAAUGAUUAGUGUAUAGUGAAAUAGUGCCAUAACGCGGCGUUAAUGUCAAGUACUGGUGUCAUUACAUUCGAAGAAAUGAAUAAUAUACUUUGUUGUCGAAAA